AAUAAGGUAUCUUUCUUACAUAAUUACAUUACAUAAACACGCAACACUCUUCUUCUAGAGCUUUAAACAAAAGACAUGGCAACUCUUAAUAGCAUCGCCACCCAUAAACUCUCUCCAUUCACCAUCCGAAAACCCACAGAAAACAACUUUUAUCCGAUUCUAUUCUCUAUCAAUACCUGCACACUCCCACAAAAACUUAACGCAUCAAAGAAUUCAACCCUCUUAUUUUCAAAGGCAAGAAGAAGAUGGGUGAUUUGCUCAGUCACAGAGGACAAGGAAGUGGUUCCAGUCAGGAAUAAGCAAUUCAGCGACAAAGAUAACAGAUUGGUUAAUGGGUCUGAAAAUUUUGAGCCUGUUUCUUCCGGGGAGAAAGAAGAAGAAGAAGAAGUUGAUGUUAAUGAUAGGUUGAUUGGUAAAGCAGUUAAUGCUACUAUUGUUCUUGGUGCUGGUACUUAUGCAGUCACUAAGUUGUUGACAAUUGAUCACGAUUACUGGCAUGGAUGGACGCUUUAUGAAGUUUUAAGGUAUGCACCUGAACACAAUUGGGUUGCAUAUGAAGAAGCUCUCAAAGCAAACCCUGUUUUAGCAAAAAUGGCAAUAAGUGGAAUUGUCUACUCCAUUGGAGAUUGGAUUGCACAAUGUUAUGAAGGGAAACCGCUUUUUGACUUUGACCUGAAACGCAUGUUCAGAUCAGGCCUUGUCGGGUUUACUCUUCAUGGAUCCCUAUCUCAUUAUUAUUACCAAUUUUGUGAGGCUCUUAUUCCAUUUGAAGAUUGGUGGGUCGUGCCUGCCAAAGUUGCCUUUGACCAAACAGUAUGGGCGGCAGUCUGGAAUAGUAUCUAUUUUGUGUUUUUAGGUUUCUUGCGUUUGGAAUCCCCAACCAAUAUUCUUAGUGAACUGAAGGCAACAUUUUGGCCCUUGCUGACUGCAGGAUGGAAACUUUGGCCAUUUGCCCACGUAAUUACCUACAGUGUAAUCCCUGUGGAGCAAAGGCUUCUUUGGGUUGACUGUGUGGAGCUCAUCUGGGUAACCAUACUCUCAACUUACUCAAAUGAGAAAUCAGAAGCCCGAAUAUCAGAGUCAGCAUCAGAAGUAGACUCCAAUUCUUCAUCAGGCAGUCUUGAGGAAUAAAUUAUAUGGGUUCAUGUCUCGUUGAGAAGGAUGUUCGAAUAGCCGUAAAACGUAAAGAAUCUCGUUGGGAAGAUCUACAUGUACAGAGUGUAUUCAUCCCUUUCUGUAAUAUCAAAGCGUGUCACUGGAGGUAUUCACAUGGACGGAAUCUUAAAAUUAUUGUUCAGAGUUCAGACUGCGCUUGAAUUUACACAGUUGUAUUAUUUUUGUAUCAAAUCAUGCAAAUAAAUAUUGUACAAAUUAACAAAAUUUUCUGCACCCCCGAAUGGUUAACUAAGUGCAUCAAAUCUAAUCGGAAGAUGGAAAAUAUUUUUUUUAA
Messenger RNA from Pistacia vera, 1450 nucleotides. RefSeq lists its product as uncharacterized. The transcript is spliced from 7 exons. Gene Ontology annotation, cellular component: membrane; cytoplasm. Bases 76 to 1131 code for a protein of 351 amino acids. The record is from RefSeq and is a predicted model, not a curated record. NCBI's taxonomy places the organism in Eukaryota, Viridiplantae, Streptophyta, Magnoliopsida, Sapindales, Anacardiaceae.